This is a messenger RNA of Ornithodoros turicata, 1496 nucleotides long. RefSeq lists its product as uncharacterized. Lineage: Eukaryota; Metazoa; Arthropoda; Arachnida; Ixodida; Argasidae. The coding region runs from base 306 to 1328 and encodes 340 amino acids. The record is from RefSeq and is a predicted model, not a curated record. The transcript is spliced from 8 exons.
UUACGGUAUAAAGGUACACUUGCCUGUGACAUGGAAUAGCGGUCGUCGAUGGGAACCAUAGCGUAGAUGUCUUCGAGAAGGAUGUCUGGAAGGCAGGCCCAUGGUCCUUGAUCCUCGUCCUCUUCCUCGAGACCCUUGCAGAUAUGAACGCGGGGACAGAAGGUCACCGCGUCGUUCGAGUAAAACUCUUCGGCGGUGUCUGGCAACUCCGUGUCUUCAGCGUCUUCAUUCAUCCUGGUUCCGUUGUCUGACGUUAGACGGGAUGAACAUACCUGAAGAACAUCAGACGCAUUCUGUAUGACCAGAUGCAUAACGAUUCUGAAAAAACAACCAUGUUUUCUCUGGUCUGGGUGUCCGCUUUCAUCGUGUCCGCUGUACCAGCAACGAAGAUUACCGAAGAGCAGAUGAAAGUGCUUCUCAUAACCCGUGCGCAAGAAGGCUUCCACGUCAGAUUCAACAAUCCUUUGCACCUCAACGGCCACCAUAGGAUGCGAGCUCUCAUCAAGGGACUCAAUAAUUUUACCCUUUUCACCAUCGUUGUGAAAUACCUGGACAACGACAUGAGCGGACUGUACCUGAAAGAUGCAGUGGGGGACGGACUAGGAGCUACGCGAAAUAUUAUCACGCAGGACGGCAGGUUGUUGCUGAAAACAGUCCAAGGUCUCAAUCGAACGGUCAUGGAAAGUGACCACAAUGUAACGCUAGAAGAAAAGACGCCGUACGUCAUUCAGUUCUACGCAUUGCCUCACCUUGGGGUUGACAUUGACGGCAUCGGGGUCCAGGGGAGAAUGUACCAGAACUUCCUACAGGAAUCGAUGGUACUCGAAACAUUUUGCUCCGGAAGCAUGGCGAUUUACGAGUACCAUCACACGUACCUGCCGACCGAACUUCAACCAGAAAACAACCCGAACGGUACCGAAGGCACAGUUGGGCCCCACAGCGUCUUCCUCAUCAACGAUACCCUCGAGUUCCCAGACACGGUGCAAUUGGGAGAAGGUGGCGUCAUCCGUCUACGCGGCAGAUUCAUGUUCGAGGGAAACACUACUGGACCCCCGGCGACGAUAUUCAUGGACGGCAAGAAGGUGGCCCUCAUCGAACCAUCUCCCAGCGUCAAAAUCGUCCUGAAACUCUUUCAUAAGAGGCUGCUCUUGGAAGUGGAGGACGUGCGCUUCAUUCAGCCACCGAAUGAAGUCAAAGAAUGGCAUUACGAUAAGAUCGGAAAGAUCUCCAUCAGCGAGGAAUUCAAGCCGUCAAACAUCGAAGUGUUCACCGAAGCCAACUACCUGGACCUGCGAAGGAACGACCCCGACACACACGACUGCCAGUGAGAGUCCCGAAUAAAUGUUUCGCGAGACUUUUUCUUCUUCUUCUUUUUUUUUUUUUUCAUUCCAUUUGGACUUUCGCCGCUUCCACGAGUCAAGAUCCAUCUACUGAGACAAACCAAGAACCCCCGCCCUUAAAAUCCACACUGUCAAAAUAAAUAAUACUUAGGCCUA